Cannabis sativa is the source of this 3134-nucleotide messenger RNA. Its product is annotated as serine carboxypeptidase-like 45. Gene Ontology annotation, biological process: proteolysis. Gene Ontology annotation, cellular component: vacuole. The record is from RefSeq and is a predicted model, not a curated record. The transcript has 9 exons. Bases 1532 to 2956 code for a protein of 474 amino acids. NCBI's taxonomy places the organism in Eukaryota, Viridiplantae, Streptophyta, Magnoliopsida, Rosales, Cannabaceae. Gene Ontology annotation, molecular function: serine-type carboxypeptidase activity.
UUUAAUUUUUAAAGUGGUAAAAUAUAUGAGUGAGAAUAGAAAAUUAAACGCUAUAAAAAGGGCAAAGACACAAAUAGAAGGCAUUAUUGGUGUUUUUGAAGCUAUAAUGUGAAGCAUGUGUUGUGUUGUCUGUGGUCCCCGGCACGUGAUUUAAUUAUAUAUAUUUAUACAUAUAAUCUGUUUGUGUGGACUAAAACAAUGUGUAUUAUAUUGUCAUUGUAUUUUUUAUAUACAUGUAUAUUGUAUAAUUUGUAGUAUAGAUUAAGGCAGGUAUCCAAUUUUCAUUGGAGAUGAUCUUUAUAAACAAUUGGUCAAAAGAGAACAAAUUAUUCAUUACAGAAAAAUACAUAAAGAGAGAGCUAGCUUAUGCUUGGUUUCUACUCAUACCUAUUACCUACUAUAAAGUAGCUAGUGUUAAAUUUAUAUUAUAUAUUAAACAAAUCAUAUUACUUUAUGUAUUAUAUCAUAUACCAUAAAAUAAAUUCCACCAAAAUUAGUUUGUUUGUGAUGAAACCCAAACGUAGAUCUGAUCUCAUAUUAAGUGCUCUAAGUAUGAAACCAUGAUAGUUUAAUUUCCAUAACAAAAAAAUUAAAAUCAAAGUACCUUUUUUAUAUUUUUUCCACAAUGGUUAUAUUUAUUAAUUUUAAAUCUUGCUCUCUAGUUGAACAUUAGUCAACAAUCAUUUUCUGAAAAUUUCAAAACUAGGAAUUUGGGUUUGUACUUGCGUAUCAAGAAACGUUAAUUAAUCAAAUCAUACUUGAAAAAAAGGAAAAAAAAAAAAUAGUAAUAAUCCUCAAACCCUCAUGAUGCUAUCUUGAAUUCAUAAAUCUUAACCAAAAAGAAAAAGAGCACAUUGGGUUCUGUAAUAUUCAGAGUUUUUAUUUUUGUUUCCAAAUCCAUAUUGAAAGUAGUAAGCAUUGAAAAGCCACUUUCAAGCAAAACUGUAUUGUAUUGCUGCUUUAAGAAAAAUAGCAGGUAUUUGUUAUUAUGCUUAUUCUAUAUAAAUUUAUACAUAAAAACAAAAGCAAAGUAAAAAUAUAAUAAAAGAAACAGAAAGAGAAACAACAAAAUUGUAAUUUCUGAAAAUCAAUCCAAGCCCUUUGUAGUAGAACUUAGAAGUAGAACAACCCCCCACUCACCUGCAGAUUCCUUUUGCUUAUUCAGAACUUUUUAGUGUAAAAAGACCCAUACUUUAUCUGCUGACUCACCCCAAACAAGAACAUCAAACUCACUCACUCACUCACUCACACUAUUCAUUUCAUUGUGUCUCUCACACAUCUCUUUCAAUACCGUUUCCAACUUCCAAGACUCCAACUAAAAAAAGUUACAAACUCUAAUCAUAUUAUGAAACAAUAAAAGAAAUAAACAAAAGUCAAUUAUAAGGACUUUUAUUUAUUUAGUCCACACCACAACUUCACAUUAACACUUCAUCAUCAUCAAAUUUCAAGUCUUUUCCUUCCUUCCUUCAUUCCUCUCUCUCUCUCUCUCUUUCUUUCUCUCUCUGUCUCUGUCCUAAUAGUUUUGGCCAAUAUGGAAAAGAAGUCUUUACUAGUAUUACUACUUGUGUUUUUGGUUUUCUUUCCCAUGAAUGUAAUUGAAUCUUCUCCCAUAUCUCAUAAUUCUGACAAGAUUUCUAAGCUUCCAGGACAACCUGAUCAUGUGGGUUUUCAACAGUUUUCUGGUUAUGUGAAAGUAAAUGAUAAGAAGAACAUUUCUCUGUUUUAUUACUUUGUGGAAGCUGAAACAGAUCCAACUUCAAAGCCUUUGGUUCUUUGGUUAAAUGGAGGUCCUGGUUGUUCAUCUCUUGGGGUUGGAGCAUUCUCUGAAAAUGGACCUUUCAGACCAAAUGGGAAAGUCUUGCUUAGAAAUGAAUAUAGCUGGAAUAAAGAAGCAAAUAUGCUGUAUUUGGAGACACCAGUUGGAGUGGGCUUCUCUUAUUCCACUGAUACUUCCUCUUAUGUAGCAGUGGAUGAUGAAGCAACAGCCAGGGAGAACCUAGUGUUCUUACAACGUUGGUUUAAGAAGUUUCCUCACUACAAAAACACAGACUUGUUCUUAACAGGAGAAAGUUAUGCAGGUCACUAUAUUCCUCAGCUGGCAAAGCUUAUGGUUCAAGUAAACAGAAAAAAGAAGGUUUUCAAUCUGAAAGGAAUUGCUCUGGGAAAUCCUGUUCUUGAAUAUGCAACAGAUUUCAAUUCAAGAGCAGAGUUCUUAUGGUCACAUGGGCUGUUAUCAGACACAACAUACGAAAUGUUCAGCUCAGUGUGUAACUAUUCAAGGUACGUGAGUGAGUACUACAGAGAUGCAGUUUCACCAUCUUGUUUGAGUGUGAUGACCAGAGUCAACGCAGAAACCAGUAAGUUCGUGGACAAAUAUGAUGUUACACUGGACGUUUGUAUCUCCUCAGUCUUGUCCCAAUCCAAGAUCCUAAACCCUCAACCCCAACAACAACAGCAAGUGAUGAUGAUGAUGAGGGAGAAGAGUGUGGAUGUGUGUGUUGAAGAUAAGAUAGUGAGGUAUCUUAACAGAAGAGAUGUCCAAAAAGCUCUUCAUGCUCGCCUCGUUGGUGUCCGCACAUGGGAAGUUUGUAGCAACAUAUUGGACUACCAAGUGUUGAACGUGGAAUUGCCUACAAUCUCCAUUGUGGGAUCACUAGUCAAGGCUGGAGUUUCGGUCUUGAUUUAUAGUGGAGACCAAGAUUCUGUAAUUCCAUUGAUGGGGAGUAGAACCUUAGUACAUAAUCUGGCUAGAGAGUUGGGCCUCAAUACCACUGUCCCCUACAGAGUUUGGUUCCAGGGAAAGCAGGUUGGAGGAUGGACUCAAGUUUAUGGAAACGUAUUGUCGUUUGCAACAAUAAGAGGUGCCUCUCAUGAAGCUCCCUUUUCACAGCCUCAAAGAUCUCUCAUGCUCUUCCAAUCAUUUCUUCAAGGCAAACCCCUCCCUGAAAUUUUCUGAUAUAAUUAAAUUUACACAUUUAUAUAUGCUAUUAAUUUAUUAUAUUAGUCUUAUCAGUUUGUAAUGGAUCCAAUCACAUCGAAUUUUUGCAUAUGGGAAAGAACAAAAAAUACCACACAGAUUACAACAUACAAUACAGCAAUAAUUUACACUAAUAUAUACAAUGUAAUUUAAUCAA